AUGUGGGCUCGCCGUGGCGCCACCAGAGUGAUACCGCAUUCUGAGGAGGAACGGCGCAAUGCUCAACGCGAGGGUAUCACGGAUAUAAGAGACGUUGCGAUCAAAGAUAUUCGCGGCAAAGAACACGAAUUCACUUUGGAUGUUCAAGGCUUCCAAUUUGUUAAACACCAAGACGCACGAUCUCUCACCCGGAACGGACUCACACCGUUCGAACACUUCCACCCAGCGCCCCCGGACGAACGAUCGUGGGGCCCCAAAUUGAGCGGCCAGGUCAUUCAGAGAAAGAUCGACUUCGAAGCUGGUGCGUCGACUAUUCCGGCUGGUAUCCCGAUGGAUAUCGGGGCCUUGUAUCGGUACAGUAAUAAGAAUGGCUUCGGGGCAAUCCUUAUGACCGAAAGUCCGGAGAACUCGGAGACGAUCUUGCGAAAAUGGCCUGAUGUGAGAGACAACGGCCUGAUCAUUGUCACGUCGACCCAUCGGACUCGCUUAGCGAUGAUGAACGCCUGGGCGGAACAAGAGAAGGAGAUUUCGGUUGGAUUCCGUGCUGGCGUCAGUGAGAUUGGCGAAGUUGCUCCCUCAUCGACUUGGUAUAUAUCGCAUGGAGAGGCAGGAUGGGUCUCGACCGAGGCGAGCGAGCCGGAUGAUAGGAAGGUGGUCUUCUUUGCGGGCUUAUAUUUUAGGUAUCGCCGGUUGGCGGCGAUUCUGCCCCCGGCACAUGCAUUUAGGUCCGAGUCCGUGGAAAAGGCGAGAUUUCGCGACGUUGACCCAGAAGCGAAAGAGUUCCGAGUUGUUGAGAAAGACGGUGAUACUUCCUAUGAGAUGGUAGUUACCCGCGGAGGAGUGCGGUGA
Penicillium argentinense is the source of this 849-nucleotide messenger RNA. RefSeq lists its product as uncharacterized. The transcript has 4 exons. The record is from RefSeq and is a predicted model, not a curated record. Bases 1 to 849 code for a protein of 282 amino acids. Lineage: Eukaryota; Fungi; Ascomycota; Eurotiomycetes; Eurotiales; Aspergillaceae.